AUGUCCCAAUACAUGUACACCAGCUUCGCCCCCGUCCCUCCCAUUCUUUCUCGCACCGAGUCGACUAGGCCAAAGACUGCGACUGCAACCUUGACCCCAAACAACACCACCAAAAGCAAACAACACACGGCGGCGGUUGGUGCUAGUGCUGGUACUCGUGCUGGUGCUGCAACUACGGAUACCACUACUCCUGCAUCUGCCAAUACAACUCUGUCAUCAACAACAUCAACAAAACCCCCCGCCGCCGCACCACCUACCCCGUCUUCUUCGUCCUUCUUCUCAAAGGCCAACCCGGCCGAUUCUUCGCCUAUACCGUCGCGCCAACCAUCAUCAUCAACAACCAAUUCUCACUUUGGUCACCACCACCACCCCGCAACCCGUCUUCAGCAAAUUCGCACUUCGUCAUCGUCCUCGGCCUCCCGCUCCUCGCACGAGACAUCAAUCACACCCACCUCGACAACCCUCUCGACUGCGUCGCCUAUCGACCCGCGCGAUCCCGCUUCGCCAGCGUCUCCAAAGAAGCACAAGCACCAUAGCUCGCUACAAGAGAGCCGCGUUGGUGCCGACCGCACUCCUCGCAUCCGGGCGCCGGCGCGCCUCCGCAAGGAAAGCGGCAGCUUAAGCUCGUACGCGAGACACGCGCUCGCAUCGCCCCCAUCCCACAUCGGCCUCACCGCGAAUGAGCUAAAACAUGUCGCCAUGCUCGUCGACACGGACACAUCGGGCCGUCACCUCACUGCCGGCAAGGCCGGUGCAAUUCCCUUCUCCCGUACCGACAGUCUAUCGUCGGCGGCUCCUUCAACGGCCUCCAUAUCGACCCGCACAAUGACGUCCUCCGACCCCACGACAAACUCCUUCGAUGCCUCCCGCCCGUACUGUCUGCGCAAUGGCCGCACAUAUCUGUCUGACCCGUCACUGGCAUACCCAUUGCCGGUUGACCUGAGCGAGAUCCAUCGCCAGUCACUGCGCACACUGUUGCUCAUUCAAUUAUUUGGAUCGCCCAUCUGCUCCACAGCCUUUGCCAGCAUGCCGCCUGGCCGCGUUCUCGAGGUUGCGUGCGGCUCCGGAUUCUGGAGUCAAUCUUGUCACCGGUAUUUCGCACAACGAGGUCACCCCGAUAUUCACUUCACUGGCAUGGAUAUUGGAUCAAUGGGCCAGAAUGCGGGAGACGUAUCGCGCGAUAUGAAAUGGCGAUUCAUGCAGCACGACCUUCGCAACUUCCCCUGGCCGUUUGCCGAUGGCGAGUUUGACUUGGUCAUGGUCAAGGAUUUGAGUCUGGUAGUGACGUCGCCGCACGCACUACAAAACGCCAUUGAAGAAUACCAUCGCAUUCUGCGCCCGGGUGGCACUUUGGAAUUCUGGGACAGCGACCACCAGAUCCGUAUGUUACGGCCCCACGCAGCGCCACAGUCCGGCGAUACCGAAGACACUGCCACCGUCGCCUCGCUUGGCGCGUAUCCCAUCUCGGCCAAGACCCCUCUGAGCGCGCCGCUGAAUAACUUUCUCGUCGAGUACAACAGCUGGGUCCAUCGCGCCCUAGAGUCCCGCAACCUGAGUCCCGUGCCAUGCACUCUCAUUGGCCCUAUGCUCAUCCAGGAAUCCGAGGAGCUGACCGACAUACAAAGCAAGCGCCUGGCGAUCCCACUUUCUGAAGUGCGCUGGGAGCGUGAGGGCGUCGGCGGCGUCGUGACCAAGGACGGCAAGUCGUUCAUCAACUCGGGCAAGGGCAAAGGCAAAGACAAGCCGGACGAGCAAAAGAAGACGUUGACCGAGGCCCAGGCGGCGCUUCGCCGCACGGCCUUGAUGACCGUCGUACAGCAGAUCCAGAGCCUGGAGCCGAUCUUGCGCGAGGUCAGCGGCAAGAGCCAGGACGAAUGGGACGGCUGGCUAGGCAAGAUGAUGAACGACCUCAUGAGGGAGAAUGGCACGAGCUGGGGCGAGUGUUUGGAAGUCGGUGCCUGGUGGGCACGCAAGAGGGAGCGAUGA
Molecule: messenger RNA, 1986 nt
Organism: Colletotrichum phormii
Lineage: Eukaryota; Fungi; Ascomycota; Sordariomycetes; Glomerellales; Glomerellaceae
Exons: 1
Coding region: 1-1986 (661 amino acids)
Molecular function (GO): methyltransferase activity
Source: RefSeq, a predicted model, not a curated record